AAAAAAAAAAAAAAUGGCCAUCGUUGCCUUCGCCGAACUAUCGAUGUCUUUUAAAUAAAACUUCAAUUUCCGUAAACGGAGCCGCGGAGCAAACAAUGCGAGUGGAAACCGGGGCGGAGGGGCAUCCUUAACCUCCGGUGGUGGCGGGUUGGUGGGUUUGUGUGGCUCUCAGAUGGGCUCCUCGGUGGAAGCGGGCGAAAGGCGGAAGACUACGUAUCAACAGAGCGGCCAGGAGAUGCUACAGUCCCCGACCAGACCCCCGACUAACCCCCCCACCUGGCCGCCGUCUGCCCCGCCGUGCAGCUGAAGGACCGGCCAGCAGGAUUUUAGGAUAACAGAUGAAGGAUUUGAACAACAAACAGCAACCUUUCUUAUGGAACCACAACAUCACAGCUUGAACUAACUGCAAUACUUUACUACGCUCUGUGGAAGUCAGCAUGGCGAGCAGGAGGAAGUCCACCAUCCCCUGCAUGGUUCCUCCUUGCGAAGCCGUAGACUCAGACGAGGAGAUGGAGGACGUCAUGGAUACGGCCGAACCCGAGGACAGAAACGGAGUGGCGAUGGCUUCCUCUGAGGCCUCUGCUCUGGCCGAGGAGCCGGGCGAGGACGCCGACGUCAGGCAGGACGUGUCUGACCACUAUUCGGACUCCAACAUGACGGAGGGAGGUUACGAGUGCAAAUACUGCAACUUCCAGACGUCAGAGCUAAAUCUGUUCACCAUGCACGUCGACACCGAACAUCCUGACGUCGUCACCAACACGUCCUACGUCUGCAUGGAGUGCGACUACCACACCAAAAGCUAUGACACACUUCUGGCCCACAACGCUCGGCUGCACCCAGGCGAGGACAACUUCACCCGGCUGAUGGUGAAACGAAACAACGAGACCAUCUUUCAGCAGACAGUCAACGACCUCACGUUCGACGGCAGCUUCGUCAAAGUGGAGGACGGCGAGGUGGAGGAGUCGUCCCGCAAAGCCAUCGCGCUCAGCAAGACCCCCAUCAUGAGGAUCAGGAGCAGACCCGACCCUAAGAAGUUCUCCGCCGCACAUAGAAUAGCCGUAGACGACGUCAUCAAAGUGGAAAGUGACGAUGACGAGGACGACGACUGUGGCGGUGAGGAUGAGGACGAUUACGACAACGAUUACGACGACGAAAACAAAGAGCCGCCGACUCUGUCGCCCGUCCCGCUGAGCGCUCCUGCGGCCGCCCCGCGCCUCAUCCCCGUCUCGGCGCCGCUGCACAUCCAGGGCCUCCCGCAGGGCAUCGUGGUGAACAGCCCCGGCAUGCUGCAGGUCAAGGGCGGCUCCGCCGGGGGGGGCGCGGUGCUGCCGCCGGGGACGCUGGCCCAGGUCCUGUCCGCCCUGCAGAGCCAGCAGAGCAACACGCAGACGCAGCUGCUCAUCCCCAUCAGCAGCAUCCCCACCUACAACACGGCCAUGGACAACAACGUCCUGCUGGUCAGCGCCUACAACAGGUUUCCGUAUCCGUCUGUGUCUGAGAUCAUGGGUUUGUCGUCCCAGACGAAGUUCAGCGAGGAGCAGAUCAAAGUGUGGUUUUCUGCUCAGAGGCUGAAACACGGCGUCAGCUGGACACCAGAGGAGGUGGAGGAGGCCCGGAGGAAGAAGUUCAACGGCACCGUGCAGACGGUCCCCCAGACCAUCACCGUCAUCCCCGCCAACCUGGCGGCCGCCACCAACGGCCUGCAGUCCAUCUUCCAGACGUGUCAGAUCGUGGGGCAGCCGGGCCUCGUCCUCACCCAGGUGACGGGUAACGGCGGCACCGUCCCGGUGGCGUCUCCCAUCACCCUGACGGUGGCCGGCGUCCCCGGCAACCAGCCCAAAGCCGCCGAGCCCUCGGCGACGGAGUCCAACACCGAGAUGUCGGGCUCCUCGGCCGGCGCGUCGCUCGGCCUGGACGGCGGAGCGUCCAAACCCAAGAAGUCCAAAGAGCAGCUGGCCGAGCUGAAGGCGAGCUACGGCCGCCGGCAGUUCGCCACGGAGGCGGAGAUCUCGCGGCUCAUGCAGGUCACCAAGUUAUCCAAACGGGCCAUUAAGAAGUGGUUCAGCGACACGCGCUACAACCAGAGGAACUCCAAGGAUCAUCACAACCUCCUAAUGAGUGAAACCUUAUCCGGCAGAGCGGCGGGAUCGGGCCGAGGGCGGGGCGGCGCCGCCAACCACGGCGAAGGCGUCGGCCCCGACGUCAACACCACCAUCAUCAUCGACUCCAGCGACGACGCCAGCGACUCGUCCCCGACCUCCGCCAACACCCCCGGCUCGUCCGGCUCCGCCGGCAACCGGCGCGUCAAAUUCCGCCACGCCUUCCCCGACUUCACGCCGCAGAAGUUCAAGGAGAAGACGCCGGAGCAGCUGCUGAACCUGGAGGCCAGUUUCCAGACGUCGGACCAGCCGUCGGACGAGGAGCUGAGCCGGCUGAGAGCGCAGACCAAGCUGACGCGGCGCGAGGUGGACGCCUGGUUCACGGAGAGGAGGAAAGUGCCGUCGGCGGCGCAGGCCAAGGAGAGCGACACGGAGGGCGGCUCGGAGAAGGGGACGCCCCCGUCCUCGUCCCAGGAGCGGCAGGGCAGGAGGGUUCUGAAGAAGACGCCGGAGCAGCUGCACAUCUUGAAGAAGGCGUUCGUCCGCUCGCAGUGGCCGACGUCGGAGGAGUACGACCAGAUGGCCGAGGACACCGGCCUGCCCAGGAGCUACAUCGUCAACUGGUUCGGAGACACGCGCUACGCCUGCAAAAACAGCAACCUGAAGUGGUUCUACCUCUACCAGAGCGGGAAGGUGGACGAGGCUCUGAACGGCGGGCCCAAGACCCAGAAGAAAUCCAGGAAGCGUUUCCGUGGUUGGUCGAGGAGGACGCGCCGACCGUACCCCUCCAAACGCUCCCCGCAGGAGGGCGUCAGCCUCAUCAAGGUGAAGUCUGGUAAGACGUUUCUAAAAGACUACUACCUCAAGCACAAAGCUCUGAGCGAGAGAGACCUGGACGACCUGGUGUCCAAGUCCAGCAUGAGCUACGAGCAGGUGAGAGACUGGUUCUCUGAGACGGCCCGGAGGGCGCAGGAGGGCAAGGAGCCCUUCAGCGACGAGGAGGCCGAGGCCGAGCCGGAGGUGGAGGCCGAGGUGGAGGAGGCCGGGGAGGAAGAGGAGGAGGAAGAGGAGGUGGAGGAGGAGGAGUCGGUGCCACAGACGGAGUGUGCAGACAGCGAAGGAGAGAUGGAGGUGAGAGAACAAGGACAGGAGGCAUCGGAUGACGACUUCGUCAAGGCUGAAGAGGAGGAGGAGGAGGAGGAGGAAGAGGAGGAGCAGGAGGAAGGGGAGGGGUUCCCUGGAGAGGAGGAGGGUGAUGCAACCCAGGAGGAAUCUGAAGGCAUCAGCCAAUCACAGCCUCAGGCAGAAGAGCAGACAUGAGUGGACAUUUAACGCAGAUUCCCCCGCGGCGGCAGAGACGGCGCGGAGCAGGACCCGUAUCAGUGUUUCUCAGCUGCCGGAUCGGAACCCAAAGACGGCCGCAGGGAGCUCAGACAGUAAUCAUGCGACGUUAAACGAUGAGUUUGUGCCUUUAAAUUUCCCUUUGGGUGGUGAUGCAGCUGAGAAUCACCGAGGUGAAGGACGGCGUUUUCAAGGACAGCGUGUCUGGAUUUGGUUUGUUCUGGCAGAGGAAACUGUGGGGACCAACCGAACGCAGGACGCAGCCUCUCCCCGGACUCCGCUCCUGUCCACACGACUGGGUGAGGAUGGCUGGGCUAUUACUUUGGCCUUUUUAUGUAAUUUUUCUUACAGAAACAAAUGUAUAAAAUCAAAACAAUUUAAAACUUUUUAAGAACAGUAAGAUCAUGCAUGGGUGUCCUCCCUUUUAUCCUGAAUCAUUGAAGAACCUUGAUUCUUUAACGAAUGUCCUAAACUCAAAUAAUGAAAACAUUUUGUUAUUCUGGAAGAAAAGGUUUUUAAAACCUAUUUUUUUCUUUUUUUUUUUUUUGUGAAAAGAAAAUGACAAAAUUUAGUGCCAUUUUGUUUAUAUGUGUUUUAAAUACGUAAAAAAAAAAGUGCUGGAAUGAAUUCCACUGUCAAAGUUUGAAGGGUUUUUUGUAUUUUUUCCAGGUUCUUUGAUACAGUCCUAAUGACCUUUAUUGCAAUGGAAACCAAAUCCAUUCUACUGUUAUGGCGCUGUCAACAAAGCUUUUCAAGAUAGUGAUAAUUUCCAUGAUUGCAGGUGUUUAUGUCCAUUCAGUUUCAAUUCUAUCAUUUCUGUCUGUGAGGUGAAACUUUGAGGGGUGGGAUUAAAGCGACAGAUGUGGCGUGAACCCAGCAGAACCAAUUCAAUGAAGGGAAAAAGACCAUAAAGCAAACAAGUAGUGAUGUACUUUUAUUAUCCUAAAAGAAGACAGACACCAUGAAUUCACAAAAUAAAAAGAUCAAAAUAUUUCUUCACUUCAACCGAACUUGAAAAUAAACUCUUAAUUCAGUGAGCUAUACAGAGAAGCUUGUGCUUCUAGAUGACCUCGCCCAUACAUUUAUCAUUUAUCUGCUGUCGUCUGUGCUGACUUUCUUAUAUUGUACAUUUGAUUCUACAUUUUUGUGCUGCUGUUUUGGACUUUUAAGCCAUUUUACAGGGAGGCGUCUUUGUAGUGCAUCUUGCGACUGGUGGGGGUCUCGACUACACCACUCCGAAUCAGCACACUCUCAUAGCCGCUUCAUCAAUAGUCUCACACUUUCCAGCUCAUUUUUAAAGACGUUUUCCUCGUAAUAAGCUCAUAUGUAUAUAUACAAUUACACGGGUAAUUAAAAAUACACUUGUUAGCAAGGGAAAUGCAACGUUAUUUAAUAUUCAGUUAUUCAUUUGCUAUAAUCCUGAUCAGGGUCUUGGGAGAUUAUAGGUGUGUUUCCACCAGCAGGAGUUCAGGGUAAAUCUGUCUAACAGGAACCUCUAACGGGGCCGACCGUGUCCUCGGCCCCUUCAGCCGCCGUGUCUCCACUACACUGUAGCGGCACACAAGGGUCCGUGUACUUCGCGGACAUCCGUUUUUUGUUUUGAAAUAACAAAAUAAAAAUAGAGAAAUAAUCCAAAAUAAUCAGUUUCCCAUCUUUUGUUUUGAUAAUAAAAAACGGAAAACGCAUCGUUAUCCGUUAUCCGAUUUCAUUUAUGUGUUCGAAAUUGGGAAUUAAAACAGCGAGUGGAAAACUCUUUUCUCUAUUUCCUGUUCGUUUCCAAAAGGGCGGGGGUAGUAUGUUGGAGUUCAGUUUAUGUUAUUGAUUGGACGAUGCUUUUUUUUUACGCUGCAGCUGAACGGACUGUCACAACAUCACUGCAGUGAAGACAGAUUACAGAUUAAACUCAUGUUUCACUCCCAGGUUUCAUAUUUGAUUUAUUUUCUGUUUCAACAUUAAAAAAAAUCUAAAACUGUUAAUUUUCAAUCUGAUCAACAAAAGAACCAGAAACAACUUUCUUCAUUUAUUACUGCGCAUGUGCAAUCCCCCCAUUCGUCCAAUCCUUGGAAACGAAUAGGAAAUAGAGAAAAGAGUUUUCCACUCGCUGUUUUAGUUCCCAAUUUUGAUUUUCAAACACAUCAAUGAAAUCGGAUAACGGAUAACGAUCCGUUUUCCGUUUUCCGUUUUUUAUUAUCAAAACAAAAGAUGGGAAACGGAUUAUUUUGGAUUAUUUCUCUAUUUUUAUUUUAUCAUUUAUAAACAAAAAACGGAUGGCCGCGAAGUACACGGACCCACAAGAAUCUUUGACUGAAAAAAAAAUAGCACAACCAACCACCAGGUGGCGGUAAUGUGCGUUUUUAGCUGUUUGCAAAUUGCCAGCAGCAUAAAAUGGGACAAAAUAGAAGAAUAAAGAGAAGAAACACAUAAACAUCAGAGGCUACUUGUCUGUUUUUUUUUUUUUUUUUAACAUACAUCGCAGUCGUGGUGAUUGAGAUUAAAAGAAACCCCCCGCCGGACCUCUAUGGGCAUGGGUGCAGAUUCCUGGGGGUACCAAUAAAAAUACCCUAAAUUAUUCAAAAUUUAACAAAAGUAUUUUCAGACUUAAAGGUUGAAUAUAUAAAAUAUUUAUUAAAAAUAUAUUUCUAAAAAAAUAAUACAUCCACGUUCCGUUUUGAGGUGUACAGAUUGAAAGUAUUGCUACUCCAUACAUUUUUUUUUUUAGUCUGAAUUAAUAUUUUUAAAAUUUUUGACGGGCUCGAGUCGAGCUGUUUAGGACAAAUAAACAAGAAAGGUAAGCACAAUAAAUUAUUCCCUGUACAGUAUUUUUUGGGGAGCCUUUACCAAUUUAUGGCAUGGUAUGAUUUGCAUAUUGGCAAAAAAUUAAAAAUUAAAAUCACGUUGGUGUCCUCCCCAAUCCUGACAUCGGAUCUGCACCCCUGUCUAUAGGCCUACUGGUCUAAGGUGGCACCACGACCUGAACCAACUCGUCGGUCCAGCCAUCGUUUUUCAUGUAAUCUCCAACUUCAUCAACUCUACUCGUAGCAAAAUGUCUCUGCCAGUAGCCACUUGAUUUAUCUUCACGUGAGAGUGCUGAACGUGAUUUAGAAAUCCUGAUCAGCAGAGCCCCCCCCCCGCCAGGGGGUUCCUGUUGGCCAACCCCAGCACUUCUCCUGCUACAGGGAUGUUUUUCACCCCCUAAAUUCAAUUAAAUUUCAUUUAUAUAGUGUCUAUUACAACAGAAGUUGUCUCUAGGAUCUUUCCAGAGACCUAGAAACUGAACUUCGAGCAUUUAUUACAUAAACAUAACAAACACUGUCAGGUAAAAUCUCCCCUAGUGGGAGAAAAACUCCCACUAGGAAAAGCCAAAAGUAAAGGUUCCUGAGGCUCAACUUUCACCAUUCCUGGUGAUGGAGACACGCACAAACGUCCCGGCCCCGGAAACUCUACCUGGAUCUCCCGCUGGUGGAAACUGGUCUCAUCAGGGUCACCCAAGACAGCAGCCGGGUUCACCCCAGACCCGUCACUCGUCCCUUCAGGACCAAGGUUUCACUUUCUCUACUUACACUGCAGGUCUACCAAGGUUGGGUAGGAGAUCUUUCUCUGAAGCACUUUUCUUAUAUUUCCUAAAGUUCUCCGCACACACUGAUGGCAAACGGCUCAUUAAAUCCCCUCAGAUCAAAACAUUCAUCAGCCGGUGAAGAGAGGACUCUACAACGCUCUCCAAUCAUGUGGGAACAGAUGUUCACAUUACAUGCACAUGGGUUAACUUAAAGUGCAAAUAAGUAGAAUAAUAAAGGCAUUUGUAUUCAGGGAUGUUGGCACAUUGGAGGUCAAAUGUAUCUUGUAGCCUCCUUUACGUUGGCGAAUACCCGGUGUUUAACGCCCAGAUCUAGCGCGUCGUGCACCGCUUUUACAUCGACCGACGUGAAAGCGGGGCUGGCAUGUGUAGCCCCCCCGCGAAAAACUCCUCCGAGUCGUCUUAACCGCAGGUCAGGACUAGUAAACCGGACUAACGCAGGGUGGCGGGCCGUGUUAAUCUGGCUACAACCCUCCAGGGAAGUUUUUAUUUACUUAUUAUUUUAUAAAAUAAGGAAACAGCUGAUGGGAGUAACAGCAGCAGCAGGACGUCACUGGUAGGAUCUGUAUUUGCAAGUAGGGCUGGGCGAUAUGGACCAAAAGUCAUAUCUCGAUAUUUUCUAGCUGAAUGGCGAUACUCGAUAUAUAUCUCGAUAUUUUUUCUGUGCCUUAAUUGGGGUUUCCCCCAAAGCAUUAUAGCAUAGCAUCUCUGUUAGCUUCAUUUUUUUCUGAGGCAAACCCUUAAAAAAACAAUCAGUUUUAAUACAAAGCCUCGUGCUAAAUGUCACACAGGUUCCUUUAUUAACAGAGGUCUGCACAAUAUCAAAAUGUAUAAAACAAAUGAAAUAAAAAUAAACUGCCUGCAUAUAUAGAAUAAAAAUGCUUCUUGAAUAAAAUAAAACAAAUAUCCCUUUCCUGCAUAACGGUUAAAUUAAAAUACACUGUGCAAUGAAUACAAUGUAGACAGUAACAGGCAGACUUUUCCACUGAGGUUGACAGUUGUGCAAAUAACAAAACAUUUGUGCAAAUCUCAAAUAAAACAUUCAAGUCAAUUUGUCACAAAAUAAGCUAUAUCAAAAUCAUUAAAAAAAAAAUGUAAAACAUUUUUUUUUUUUUUUUUAAAUCGAUAUAAACGAUAUUGUCUCGUACCAUAUCGUGUUUGAAAAUAUAUCGAUAUAUAUUAAAAUCUCGAUAUAUCGCCCAGCCCUAUUUGCAAGAUGAGUAACUGUGGAGACGAGGAGAUGCAAGAGCUACUCGGCCUCAGAGACGAGACGACAUAAACCGGCGCGUGUCCAGAACCACAAAAGACGAUGGUCCAUGUGUGAACAAGUGGACACAAAUAUGACAAACCGGAAGAAGCCAAAAAGAAAGGCAGCAAAACCCGGCCAAAAACCCUCAUCCUUGUGUUCAUCCAUCCUCGUUUUGAGGACUACACCUGUCUGAGGGCGUAUAAAUCCUGCUGUAUAAAUGCUGCUCAUGUAGGACUAUACGCCAUUCUACAUGCGUUUUGAGGAUAACUCCUCCCGACUCGUUCUUCAUCCAGCAAUAUUAGCUGUAUCCGGUCUAAAAACACCUGUUGGUUGGGGCUGAUUGUCUGCACCUCUUCUAGCUUCCAUUAAAUAGAGUCAGACCGUCGGGAGAGAAGAGCGUCGGCGAUUGAAAACUACCACAAAUCUAAAUCCAAGCAGUGAAAUCGGAGAGAUUCUUCACAACCAACAGCGACUGGUUAUCAAUUAAGUUAGGGAAUGUUUCCCUUAUUUCUUAAAAGCAAACUCCGUGUUUGCUGCUGCCAUUUUUCCCUCUUUACCUUUGGCUUAACGGACCCGCACGUUUUUUAGGAAAUAGCUUUAAAACAUCCUAAGGUUUCUUUUUUCCAGACAAAGUUCCGACUUCUUACCUUCGGAACUUUGUCUGGAAAAAAUAAACCUUAGGAUAUCUAUCUGAAGACAUAAUGAACCCAAUACAGCUUUAAAAACAUUUGCUAGCGUUACAACAGUCGUGCCACGUCUGGGAAUCGCAUCUAUACAUAAUGAGCAACUUCCUGAUGAGAUUUUCCAGCCUCAAAUAACGUCCUAAUGCGAACAUAAUGCUAACGUUAGACAGCUCAGCCCAACAGCUGACGUGCCAUCACCGCCAUCACGUGCCACCUGCCAACUCAACACAGCAAAGCAGUGUAACUUCCUAUGCUAAAGUUCCUGAUAUCCUUAUUAAUUAGUAAUUAUUUCCAUUGUUGGUAUCAAAAUUGGAACAACUGGAAUUGUGCUAAUUCCAAAUCAAGUCUUGUUUCCUCUAGCAUCUCCUACCCAACCUUCACGUGUGACAAAUGCAACUCACUGCAUCACAGAACCUUUAAUCCGCUCAGAGGUUAGAACAACAGUCUGGGGGCCGACACUUUUUCAAUCUUUCACAACAUUGAAGUAAAAAUUCAAAGGAACGACCUGGUCAGUGCGGGACUCUCUUCCACCAAAGUCCCACAGCCGUGCAGAGUAAUCAGGAAGGAAGGUUUCUCAGCGUAAUCCCCUCUGGUCCUGCAGAAACCAACACCCCAACAACUGCAGAAAACUGUAAGUUAAACACAAUUCAGAAGAUUAGAAAACCAGGAAAAGUUGAGUCUGAUAAAUUAGCCGAAAGUGUUGGGAAUCUAUCGGGAGGAAGAGGAAAGAAAAGAAAGUGGAGACAAACUCUAAAAUGCCAAAAUAACAAAAUCGGUUGUUAAAAUUUUUAUGUAACUUUAAAAGAAAAAGAAAAAGUGCAAUGAAAGUAAAUUAUUCCAUCAAUUUCACAAAGUUUGUUUACAGUUCCAGAGAAAAAUAAUCACCAACCUAAAGACAUGUCUGCUCUACUUCAGGAAACAAGCAACUUUACCUCAGUCAGUUAAGCUACAAACUCAGAAAUAUUGUGACAUUUACAAACGUUUUUACUAGAGUCAAUAGUGUAUGCAUGAUAAUACAAGUACACAUAGAUGGAGAUUGUUUUCGUUUGUUUUUUUUGUUUUUCGGGGGGGGAGGGGGUCCCCUCCUUGCUACUAAAGUAAGUGAGAUACUUAAAGAUAAGAUAAACAUAGAAAACACACUUAUUAUUGCAUUUAUUUGCUAAAAUACGGGUGAACUAGUUCAUAUCUUUCAGGUUGUCCACGAGAAUAACAGCCAAUAUUUUAGGGAAAAGAAACCACAAGCUUUUGGCUCUGCUUUUAACUUUCAUAUGUCAGGAGAAAAUAAAGAAAUAAGCUUCUGCUUUUCUGUUUUGGGCUCUCUUCCUGUGUUCUGUGAAGCGUAUGCGACGGUCAGCGUGUGCACACUCGCCAGGCGGCGCCGGCCCGGCCCGGCCGACUGAAAUCAGUCUUUUGGGUUUGGUUUGUAAUGAUUUUGUCUGUGACUCGGGAUCCUCAUACGAGCUCUGUAAUUCUGCAAAGUCAAGCCUUUCUGCCAUUCUUUAAAUUGCUUUAUUAGCCAACGGUUUUAGUAGUUAAUUUAUUUAUUAUACCUGGACUUUCAUGAUAUCCUUUUUUUUUUUUUUUUGCCAUCUGCAAACAAAAAUAAAAAUUG
Messenger RNA from Cololabis saira (Pacific saury), 10558 nucleotides. Its product is annotated as zinc fingers and homeoboxes protein 1-like. The coding region runs from base 438 to 3419 and encodes 993 amino acids. NCBI's taxonomy places the organism in Eukaryota, Metazoa, Chordata, Actinopteri, Beloniformes, Belonidae. Gene Ontology annotation, biological process: regulation of transcription by RNA polymerase II. The transcript has 8 exons. The record is from RefSeq and is a predicted model, not a curated record. Gene Ontology annotation, molecular function: DNA binding; DNA-binding transcription factor activity, RNA polymerase II-specific. Gene Ontology annotation, cellular component: nucleus.